GUCAUGGACAAUGUCUCCCAGCACCCGAAGCCCUCUUUUGCAGUGCAUUCAUCUCAAGGGCUUUGCUCUCUCGCUGCCCCGACUGUGCACAUGCAGUGCCGACAAUGCUGCAGGUUGCCUGCCUUCAUGCGGUGCAUGGCGAUGACUAUGCACACAGCUGGAGGACCGCUGAGCGUCGAAAGGUACUGAUGAAGACCUUGUUGCCUGAGUCAAACUAUAGGCGACGGCCCAAUGGGGUUGAGUCUUACGAUAGCUCAUGGUUGGCAAAGAAGUGGAUCGACUCGGGUCCUGUCAGAUCCUGUCUAAAUCCUGUCCAGACUCUUGUUUGUGUCGAGUCUCAACGACUGACGCGAAUGGGCACCCUAUUGCACCUUGGCAGACUGCUAGCACAUAUAAAUGCUAGUCUGGCCGAGCCUGCCUGACCAACUGGGCUGUUAUGUGAAGCCGCCCUCCCCGUGCUGAAUCUACAUUUGCCAUUUCUACUCCCUUUCGCAUGCCUCUGCCCCCCUCCCAAAAAAAUUCAACCCCGCUCAACCUCUUGCUGCGUGUACCCUGCUCCGUCUUCACGAUGUACGCACACAUCGCCCUGCUCCCAAUUCUUUUAUCCACCGUGGUCUUAGGAUCGCCGCUCACCAGGCGUGAAUCCUCCCCUUCGACUGGUCAGCCGACACUGAUCGCAGACAUCACCCCCUACCAAGACCCGGCUCGCUGGGCGCAGGCUGCGUACUGCACCCCAAAGGUCGGGGACACGGUCAACACUGCCGAAGUCCUGUGGACCCAUGGCGACGGUACGAAUGUUCCUCUCGCCUACGUGGCUUACUCGGCCACGAAGAACAGGAUCGUGGUGAGCCACCAAGGCACCAACACCUCGUCCUUCGAAAGCAUCGAAAAUGACUUGAAGGCAAAUGCUGUGGCGCCCAAUUCGGACCUGGUAUCUUGCCUGCCGUCAGGCUCGGAAGUCCACCUUGGCUUUCAAGAGACGUGGGACGCGACCGGCGCGGCGAUCCUCUCGCAGGUGAAAUCAGCACAGCAGCUGUACCCGUCUGCGAGCGUGCUCAUCACGGGCCACUCGCUUGGCGCGGCGAUCGCUGCGCUCGACAGCGCCUAUUUUAGCUGCCACGGUGUCGAUGCGACAACGAUCAUCUUUGGACAGCCGCGAACCGGCAACUAUGUCUUCAGCCAGAGCCUCAACUUGCAGCACGUCAACAACGGCAAGGACCCCGUCCCGCACCUCCCACCUCACGGUGACGACUACUGGCACUCGCCCGGUGAAGUGUGGAUCAGCCCUGCUAACUCGAACAGCCUGGUUGCAUGUCCAGGCAGCGAGAAUGUCAAUUGCGCCUGGAGCGUUCCCUUCUACGACUACUCUACCUCAGACCAUCUCGGCACAUACGCCGGAGUCAAGAUCGAUGGGAGAGGCAACUGUUGAUUGAUAUAUCCAUUCUUACGACGAUGAUGAUGAUGACGAUGAAGAUGCCCCCUCCCCUAAAAGGCCGCGAGUCUGAGCUGGCGCUGUCACACAGGAUGCGAUCGAAUGUACCUUUGCAUUCAAUCCUACUAGUAAAACCUGCGCAUAGGUUUCUUGUGCUUCCCAUGAGCACCUUUCGAUUCGCGUGCAUUCAAUGGCCAAGCUAAGGUUUAUGCA
Messenger RNA from Tilletiaria anomala UBC 951, 1645 nucleotides. Its product is annotated as alpha/beta-hydrolase. The record is from RefSeq and is a predicted model, not a curated record. NCBI's taxonomy places the organism in Eukaryota, Fungi, Basidiomycota, Exobasidiomycetes, Georgefischeriales, Tilletiariaceae. Bases 494 to 1429 code for a protein of 311 amino acids. Gene Ontology annotation, biological process: lipid metabolic process. The transcript has 4 exons.